Messenger RNA from Nomia melanderi (Alkali bee), 2227 nucleotides. RefSeq names its product phospholipase B domain containing lamina ancestor (gene lama). NCBI's taxonomy places the organism in Eukaryota, Metazoa, Arthropoda, Insecta, Hymenoptera, Halictidae. Gene Ontology annotation, cellular component: extracellular region. Gene Ontology annotation, molecular function: glycerophospholipase activity. Gene Ontology annotation, biological process: phospholipid catabolic process. The record is from RefSeq and is a predicted model, not a curated record.
CGGACGAGCCACGGUCGCGAUCGGCGUGGCAGUCGGGAAUCAGCGAGUGCUCGCGCUUGGACUUCAGUGUCGGAGCAACUGGUCCACGUCGUAAAGUCGCGGCAAAAAAGCACGUGAAAGGAAUGUAAUCUCCGUACGAAUGACCGAUCAUCUACCCGUGUACGACGCGCUUCAAUACAGACACUUCAUCGCCCACGUGACCAGGGGACAAGCGCAUAUCGGCGGCUAUUGAAGCGCCUAAGCAGGCCGAAGAGACCAGGCUUCUGUAAUCGAUGGGUUGAGAACGCGAAAUUCCUGCUUUCCAGCUUUUCUUCUCUCUUUGUAACCAAGGUGUAUAGCUUACCGAUGAGCCAUGCUGAAGGUAGUAGGAGCCUCCUGGCUGCAGACACGCAUCUCCACUUAUAUCCUCGUCGCCGUUGCCCUCCUGGGAAUUGGAGCGAUAAUCCUCGGCGAGUUUGGACACGUUGAACAAGAUGGCACUUAUUCAGCGACGGUGUCAUGGAAUCACAAGGGCGGGUACCGCAUUGACUUCUGGGGCCAAGGCAACGAUUUGAACGCCGUGCCAUUGCACGCAGCUCGGGCGUACUAUAAAACAGGAAUUUUCGAGCAUGGAUGGUCCUUCAUUGAAAUUGAGACGUCUUCAAAAUACCCGGACACCGUGCAGGCCUACGCUGCUGGUCUUCUGGAAGGCAGCCUCACUUGGCAAUUGAUCCAUCAUCAUUGGUACAAUACCGUCCGGGCGGAAUGCGAGAAGAAGGUCGCCGAGUGCCGGAAGUUAACGCGGUACCUUCGCGACAAUACUGCAGUUAUUCGUGAACGCGCUGAGCUGUUGGAAUCCACUGAUCCUUUUUGGCAUAUGGUACGAUUAUUUUACACGCAAUUAGAUGGCUUAGAAGCUGGCUGGAAAUUUGCUGUCCGCAGGAGCCGUGUUUCGGUAUCACUAGAGUCUGAAGAUUUCCUUUGGCUAGCCCUGGCCUCCGACGUGCCCGGUUUUCAACGGGCGUUCAACAUAUCAGACGUUCCUUUAAGCUCUAUGAUCUAUCUAAAAUCCUUACCGCGAGACAAUUCGGAACCCUUGAUCGCGGUUGGUCAUAACACCGCCUCGUCAUACAUGCAAAUGUUGAGACUCUUGAAGAAAUACACGUUCGGUUACCAUGUACUGCCAGGUAUAAAAACUGCCGCAUCAACGCCUACUCGGUCGAUAGUGAUGUCAUCUUAUCCAGGAGCUCUGUCGUCCCAAGAUGAAUUUUAUUUACUGCGAGGCGAAAAUCGUGAAUUGGUUGUAACCGGGACGUCGCUGUUAGCGACAAAUCAUAGCAACUGGAGCUUCUUGUUUCCGAAAGAUCAUGUAAUGUCAUCCGCAAGAUUAAUGGCGGCGAAUCGUUUGGCAACGGACGGACAGUCUUGGUUCGAAACCAUGUCUCAUCAAAACGGAGGUGCUUCCGCGGCCCAGUGGAUCACCCUCGAGCCACGUUCCACGACUAUAUUGUUGGUGGAGCAGCUGCCAAGUCUGACAGUCGCCAUAAACUAUACGGAGGAGUUCAAGAAAAAUGGUUAUCUAAUCUACAGCGGUAUAUCAAACUUUGAGAACGUCGACGAGAUCGUACGUCCCGCCAAGAAGGAUGUGAACGAGUGGAGGGACCGUUUAGCGCGCGCGCAGGAGAACGUCACCACAUUCGAGCAAUUCCGACACAUGAUGCGUGGGUGCAGCCAGGAAGAUUGCACUGCCGAUAAUCUGAAUUUAAAAGUUGAUCCACUGAAGGAACUAACGUAUCGCGGCGAUCUGGAGGUCGAACCGGUACCGUACGGUAUCGUGGACACGAAAGUCUUGGCCGUGAACGCCGACGGCUUCGAAAUUUUCGAGACAUUUUCGGGACCGGCAACAUUGCAAUCGCGACCACCUUUCAAAUGGUCCGAAACCUUUCCUAAUAUUUCUCACAUAGGACACCCGGACACUUUCGACUUCGAGAGCGUCACUCAUAGAUGGGUUUGGGUUUGAAUAACGCUAACAUUAUUUUACUAAAUUGUAUAUUCACGCGACUCUUAAGUCGCAUACUUUUUACUUAUUCUAACGAGCCAUGAUAACGUUCCGUUUAUUCCGUGUAAGUGGAUCAUAAUCUCUUUUAGGCGAAAUUUUUAAUAAUGGCAUUGUAUAUGUAUUUUAUGUCGUUAAGCUGGCUCUUAGCCACCUUUGGUGAAUUUUAUGAAAUAAAGGAAAAUGUAACGA